AGUGGCGGCCGGCAAUACGUCACCUGCAGGCGCCCGCGCGUCCCACCGCCUCAGCGGUAACCGAGGCAACGGCUCCAGGCCCGCCGGCGGCGACUGUUGUCAGGAGCGGAAAAUGGGGGCGGUGUGAGGCUCGGAGCCCCUGGCUGGGCCGGCGGCGAGCGCCGACUGCCUGGAGUCAACCCAGGGACAUGGUGACUGACUUUGAUGAGAAGCAUGACAAACAUUUAGUGUUACUUCAGCAGAGAAAAAGGAUCUUGAAGCGUCUCCAGAAGAAAGACCCCAUCCAGAUUAAACUGGAGCAGCUGGAGCAGGGCUUUACUCUGUAUGUGAACGGAGCCCAUUCAGAGCCGAGCACCUGCUGCAAGAAGGUCAGCUUUCAGCUCGCUUCCAGAAGUGGCGCACGAACAGCAAGGGCAAACGAUACUGGCCCAGGAGCCCCGUUGAGCAGAGGAGACGCCCAAGGGAGGAGCACACAGAGUGCCCCAAGUAACAUCCAGCGCAGAGAAUGGCUCCCGAAAACCGUACAGAUCAAAACAGAGGGUGGAUCUAAGCUGUAUGUGGCCCCUCCAGUGGAGUACUCCGAUGACUUUGAACCUUACGAAAGCCUUGACCAGGAGACAAGCGAUUGUGAGCAAAAUGGCCCUACCCAGAGCCUCAAGUCUCCUAAAGGCCCAGCCUCCAGGGACUCCAUUCCAAAGACAGAAAUAACUGUGGGUGAGGAUGCUGAAAAGGAAGGCCUGCUGCUUAGCCUCAGCAAAGCAAAGGAACUCCAGCAGAGUUUGCAGUUGGAUGUGAGCCAGGAAGCCAUGGUGGAAGACUGGGUGGAUGCUGCCCCACUGGAAUUAUCUGGUGGAGAGGACUCAGACUCUGUGGAAGAGGAGGGGCCUGCUGAACCCUACAUGACCGAAGAGCCAGUGGAAGCUUCCCAGGAGAGUCCUGAGACCUUUAACUGGGCUGCAGCCUCCUCUCCAGUGGCUGGAAGACGCUGUGGCCUGUCUGCUGAUCCUCUCAUUGUGCUGGAAACAAAGGCCAACUCUCCAAGCCUGAAGAAACAACGAGUGCUUUCUGCCAAAAGGAGGGAGAAUGCUGAAUCCUACAUCCCCACCAAGCCUGUGAUGGUUAAAAGCCAAACCGCCCAUCCCCUCUCUGCUGGGUGUCUGAAACAGGAAGGACAGGAAGCAGCCCCUUCCAGGCCAGUCAGCCGCUCAGAAAGGCCACUCUCUGCAACUCGGAAGAUCGUGUGUGAGAAGAAGGACCCGGCACACUCUGCCUCCCUUGUCCUGAAGGCUGUGCAAGUGGAGAACGAGCUUCUCUGCAGGCUCCAGGAAGCGUCUCGGGGCUCCCAGCUGGAGCAGGCAGCCUCAACAGAGUGGCCAUCACCAUCUGCUUCUGCAGCCAGCGACGCUCCUGUGAAGCAACCGGAAGGCAGAGAAGUCUCCACAGCCGUCAACAGGAUCAGCCUCUCAGGAAGCAGGCCACAGAAGAAGCUGCUGAAAGUUCUGCAGGAGAUUGAGAGCCCGUUGGCCUGCUGUGGUCCUGCAGUCCCAGCCCCUGUCCAGCUGGAGCCUGCAGCUCUGGACCAGCUAGAAUUGGGGCGAGAUGUCCGGGAUGCCAUUUAUAUCACCCUGGAGAUUCACUCCAACUGGGGGAGUCCCCUGAGGGUGGGCCUGGCAGAAGUGGAGUUCUUUGACCUGCACAAUGGGAAAGUGUUUGUGUCUCCUCACGAUGUGGACAUCAGGCACACUGACUCACCCGGUGACCUCUGCUGCCUGGUCAACAGGAACCUGCACGUCAGCAAAGACCUUUGCCCUUGGACAUGCCCCUUCCAGCCACCUUUGCAGCUCUACUUCGUACUCCGAAACCCCAGCCUGUCAGGUGACUUUGGGAUAUCCAGGAUUAGGAUUUGGAAUCACUACUCGCUCCUCCUUGGCGAUCUUGAUGUAGGAGCCAGAAAGGUCACUGUCUAUGUGGAUGGAACCCUGGUCUUUGCUGGAGAAUUGCCAAAAAGCUGUGGGACUUUUGAUCCUGAGGACAGCACUACCAUUGAUCUCCGGAAGAGCAGCACCCUUUCUCCUGAAGAAGGGGAAGGGAGGGUUUGGAAUGAGGGGUCGAGUGGGCUGCUGUUAAAUCCAAACUCUCCUGUAGAGGAACCAGUGAUCCCCAUCAGCCUUGUUAAGGUCCAGGAAUGUCCCCCAGUGCCUUCAGACUCCAUUUCCAUGGAAAAUGUCCAGAGCUCUUCCUCUCCAGAGAUCCCAGAAUUUGCCCAUUCUGAGGAUAAACUUUCUCUGAGCGAGCAAAUGGACAAACUCUCAAGCAGAAAAAUGACUCCGAUUCUGCCCUCUUCGUGCACAAAGGAAAAAAGCAAACUCAGCUCCGGUCCAGAAAAGCUGCCUUUGUGGCUUGAAUCAGAGCCUCCUUUGGACUUCAGGGCCCAGCUGCUCCCUGAGGACAGGAGAAAGGUCUCCCUAGAAAUGACGCGUGAGAGCCCCCGCCUCCGUCCAGCUGCAUCUGAGAGAGGCUGCUGCAGUGGGGCUGUGGAUGCUGAGAUGAAGGCACUGACACUGGCAAGGGAGCUGUCUGCUGCUGACUUGGAUUUCCUGAAUCUGCUGUCCCAUAAGCCUAGCGGCCCACCCGAGCAGCUUUCCUCUGGGAGAAAGAGAGGAAAGGAGGACUCCAGCAGUGACUGUGGUGAAGGUGAAGCUCCCCGCAACAGAGAUGAGCCCCCCUCUGCCAAGGGCACCAGGCCCUCCCGAGCCAAGUGGGGCGGUGCCCAGGAGCACACUCUGCAGGAGUCAUGGAAUUCUCUCCUGAAGUUCAACCAUUCCCACCGCGGCCGGAUCUCCAGCAUGGACUUCCAAGGCGAUAUCUUGGAUGAAUUUCUGCAUCAUCAGAAGAUCAGCCAGCAAGGAGGUCAUCUGCUCAAAGCGAAGGAUCCCGGGGCCAUCCUUGCGCCACGACAAGGGGAAAAGUGCCUGGAAUUGGAUGAUGGGAAUGAGUUCAAAAUCCCGGUCUUGCCUUACGGGCAGCAUUUGAGACUCAACAUCCAGUCGACCUGGGGAGACCGGCAUUACGUGGGCCUUAACGGGAUUGAACUGUUUAGCUCUGAAGGAGACCCCAUACAGAUUACCAAGAUCAGAGCCGACCCGCCCGAUAUCAACAUCUUACCUGCUUACGGCAAAGACCCUCGGGUGGUGGCCAAUUUGCUGGAUGGGGUGAACAGAACUCAAGACGAUAUGCAUCUGUGGCUGGCCCCCUUCACCCCUGGCAAGUCCCACUACAUCUCUUUGGACUUUGCAAAGCCUUGUGCGGUCGCCAUGAUUCGCAUCUGGAACUACAACAAAUCUCGCAUUCACUCCUUCCGGGGCGUCAAGGACAUUGCCAUGCUUCUGGACGAGCAGUGUAUCUUCAAAGGCGAAAUUGCCAAGGCUUCUGGGGCCCUCUCUGGAGCUCCGGAACAGUUUGGAGACACCAUUUUGUUCACAACUGAUGACGAUAUUUUGGAGGCCAUGUUCUGUUAUGACGAGACCUACGACGAGGAAGUCAGGAGCGUGAGCAGCCUGCGGUACGAGGAAGAGCUGAAGAGGCCGAGAACUGCCGACGGGGAGGGGGACGAACGGCCCUUCACUCAAGCUGGCUCAAGGGCCAGAGAUCAACAGAGCCAAGAGCAAAGCAUUGUGCCCGAUUCCAUCCCAGAGAUGGUGACCAAGGAACCGGGUGUCUACACCGGAAAGUGCCUUCUACUGAACUUCGCAGCUUCUUGGGGAGACUCGCAUUACCUCGGACUAACGGGGUUUGAAGUGGUCGGAAAGGGUGGACAAGCUGUGCCGUUGACUUUGGAUCAGAUCUCAGCCUCUCCUCAGGACCUGAAUGACCUCGCAGAGUACACGGAGGAUUCCAGGACCUUAGACAAGCUAAUAGACGGGACCAACAUCACGAUGGAAGAUGACCACAUGUGGCUUAUUCCAUUCAGUCCUGGAGAAGAUCACAGACUUAUCGUUCAGUUUGCCCAAGCUGAGGACAUUGCAGGGCUCCGCAUCUGGAACUAUAAUAAAUCUCCAGAGGAUACAUACCGCGGGGCCAAAGUGGUCCACGUGUCACUGGAUGGCUGUUGCAUCUCCCCUCCAGAAGGCUUCCUUAUCCGCAAAGGGCCCGGCAACUGCCACUUUGACUUUGCCCAAGAGAUCCUUUUUGUGGACUACCUGAAGGGCCACCCCAUUGCUCCAGCAUGUGAGAGAAUGGAAGGAAAGAAGACAGAACAAGCCAGCAUGGACUACGAAGCACCCUUGAUGCCUUGUGGCUUCAUCUUCCAGUUACAGCUUCUCACAAGCUGGGGUGAUCCAUAUUAUAUUGGUUUGAAUGGGCUGGAGCUGUACAACGAACAUGGAGAGAGGAUUACUCUCACUGAGAACAACAUUGCGGCUUUCCCAGACAGCGUUAAUAUUCUGGACGGUGUCUGCGGAGACAUCCGGACCCCAGAAAAGCUCAUCGAUGGGGUGAACGAUUCCAAUGAUGGGAGGCACAUGUGGCUGGCACCAAUUCUUCCUGGCCUGGUGAAUCGGGUCUACGUCAUCUUUGAUCUGCCCGUUACAGUCUCCAUGAUCAAGCUGUGGAAUUACGCAAAGACUCCGCACAGGGGUGUCAAGGAAUUUGGACUCCUUGUAGAUGACUUGCUCGUGUAUAAUGGUGUCCUGGGCAUGGUAAGCCACCUGAUCCACGGCAUUCUCCCAACCUGUGAGCCAGUCGUCCCAUAUCACACCAUCAUCUUUACGGACCAUGAGAAGAUCUGUUGCCAGGAGAACAACACCAUCCUCAGCAACCACAUCGAAGAUCAGGACGUGCGGCUGACGGAUGACAACCGGGUGGUCGCCUACUCCAAGAAGAGGCUGGCUGCCGCUGACCCAGCUCUUCGUCCCAAGACCUGCCUGCAAGAGAAAGGAGUCCUGCGUCGGACACGGCAGUGAUGGGGGGGGGGGGGCAGGAGGGGCUCAAACCACACCGGUCAGCUGCCCUCUCUCCCCUGGCUUGCUGGUGCACAAGCCUGGGACCCUGAUGACCUCUGGACAGAGACCUUGCUAGCAUUCCUGUCAGGUUAUUGGAGGUGGGAACAGAAGCACUUUUUAUCAGCUGAAGAUCUAUUAAAUCUAUUGACUGAAACAGA
Sphaerodactylus townsendi is the source of this 5158-nucleotide messenger RNA. It is a transcript of the gene KATNIP, whose product is annotated as katanin interacting protein. The transcript is spliced from 27 exons. NCBI's taxonomy places the organism in Eukaryota, Metazoa, Chordata, Lepidosauria, Squamata, Sphaerodactylidae. The coding region runs from base 189 to 4961 and encodes 1590 amino acids. The record is from RefSeq and is a predicted model, not a curated record.